AUGUCAUAAUAAGAACUUGAAAAAUCCCUCGAGCUACUAGAUUUGACAAAGCCUUUUAUAUAUAAGGAUUUAAUUAGUCCUUCUAUUGCUAAUGCUUUUUGUUAUACACUCCAAUAAAUGCCUGCAGCUAUCACAAUUUAUUUUUUGGAGUAGACCUAAAAUUAAUUACAUGUAGCUACAUUUGGAGUUGGCACUAUAUUUUAUUAAGCCUUUGGAUUUAGUGUAAUGAAUGGAAUAUCUAGUGUAUCAAUUUAAAAAUAGCAUAGGGUUUAUAAGCUUUAGCAUCUUAAGCUAUUGGUGCGUAAAAAUUUUAAUUUUGUGGUAAAUUGUAUUAUUAAUCAAUUUUCAUUUGUUGCAUUUUAAUUAUACCAGUAGCAUUAAUCCUGUAUUUUUCUGAAGACAUUAUGCUUUCCAUUAAAAUGUAAUUAUUUUUUAAUCUUAGUGAAUAAGAAUUAGCUGCAGCAACUGGUCUUUUGAAUAAAGGAAUGAUUUCAGUCAUUUUUUUUGAAGGAAUAUUUGCACAGACUAAGGCAUUUUUAAAUGCUUAGAACCUUUAUCAGUAUUAUAAAAAUAUAUAAUAGUCUAUCAGUCUAUACUCAUUUUAUAUCCUGUUUCUUAUCUUUACUAUUUAAUUACUUUUUUAUUUCAAUCUUAGAGAUGUAGUUAUUAGGAGGAAUUAUUGCAAGAAAUCUUCUUGAAAUUUCAAACAAUUUGAUUGUAGUUUACUUAAUUAAGGUAUAUUAUAAUAUAAACAUAAAUAGAGAUUGAACUGUUGUAAAGAAACUCUAAUCAAAUUUGAAUGGACAGUACUAGAUGGUUCAUUUAAAUUUUUCAAAACUGCUUUACCAAUAGGAUCAAUAUUUUGGUAUGAAAGUAUUUGUUUUGAAAUAUUCUAAAUCUAAGUGAAUUAUUUACCAUCUUUGUUAUUAAGUUUAAAUGUUUUAAUGUACACAGUGGCAUUGCUUGUUUAUUAAUUUAGUUAUGGAAUAUCUAUUGCUGCAACUACAUUUGCUGGAAAUGCUAUGGGAGCAAAAUAAGUGAAAAUGGCUAAGCAAUAUACAAUUGGAUCAUUUGUUUUGUUAGGAGGGUUUCUUAUUAUUUGUCUAAUGUUAAUUAUUGGAUUCUAGUAGUAAAUUGUUAAAUUUUUAACAUCUGAAGUUGAGAUGGAAGAAUUAUUUAUAAAAUUCUUACCUGUUUUACUUAUAUAAAUUGUAGUUGAUGGUGUUUAAGCUAUAGUUUCUGGAAUAGUGAAAGUUAUAGGUAAAGAGCAUUUUGCAUCUAAAUCUAUGAUGUUUUGUUACAUAGUUUUUGGAUAACCUGUAGCAUACAUAAUGACUUAUCUUUUAGAUUAUGAAUUAGCAGGAGUUUGGUGGGGAAUGAUUGUCGCAGCUUCGACAUAUUCAUUCUUAUAAAUAUAUAUUAUGUUGAAAAGUGAUUGGUAUCAUUUGUCAAAUGAAAUAAAUAAUAAAAUUGAUUCUUUAGGGGAUCAUCAUAAUGAUACAGAAUUGUAGUUAUUAGAUAAAGUUUGA
This is a messenger RNA of Paramecium sonneborni, 1529 nucleotides long. The record is from the annotation of a GenBank genome assembly. NCBI's taxonomy places the organism in Eukaryota, Ciliophora, Oligohymenophorea, Peniculida, Parameciidae.